This is a messenger RNA of Clunio marinus, 189 nucleotides long. The record is from the annotation of a GenBank genome assembly. NCBI's taxonomy places the organism in Eukaryota, Metazoa, Arthropoda, Insecta, Diptera, Chironomidae.
AUGGAAAAUUUUCGAAAAGAAGUCAUUGCUGCUGAAAGUAUUGUUGAUAAAACUUCAUUAAGGGAUCAUUCUUUAUUGGAUUCCGUUGCUUUUAAAUUAAAUUUUAUUUUAUUACAAUCUCUUUCCGGCUACUCCGAAGUAAGAUUUGAAGAAUCAAACAACAGAUUUUAUGUAAUGCGUAAUUCCUAA